Messenger RNA from Schistosoma spindalis, 2387 nucleotides. Lineage: Eukaryota; Metazoa; Platyhelminthes; Trematoda; Strigeidida; Schistosomatidae. The record is from the annotation of a GenBank genome assembly.
GUCAAUUCUGAAACUCGCUACCGAGACAGGCAAGGAUCUCGCUUCCCUCGGAAGGUACUGAAAAUUACUCAAGAUGUUAUUCUCACACCACUCACACGGAUAAAUGAUGUUUACGUUUGUGCUCUGCGAGAAUUGAAUAAAAAGAUUACACUGCUCUUAUCCCAAACAUUUUUGUGUUAGCAUUAAUGAGAUUCGUUUAGCCUUGUUAUUUGAACCAUAAUCUUAAAUUAUUGUACCUUGAAACUUUAGUGUGUUUGAACGUGGUCGAGAUAAAGAUAGUCUUGGCGUAACUUAUUGGUCGUGGCGUGAUGCGUGAUAAGUGGCGAAAAAAGAGGAUGAGGAGACUGAAGCGCAAACGAAGGAAAAUGAGGGAAAGGAGCAAGUGAAGUAAUCGUUGUGAAGCCCUUGUACCUUUGUGGGAGAUCAAAUAAAUUCUUUCCACAUUGAUGUCUUCUAUUAUAUUAAUGUGGGCAUUAGACAUGUCAUUGAAUGAGUGUUUAUUAGUUAGAAAACUAAGUUUUGAUUAUGACAUCUGCUAGUGAACCGGAUGACGUUGAAUUUGUGGAUGGAGAUGUGGAUUGGAUUGAAGAUGAGAAUCAGUCUGUGAAUAGCUCGGAUGGUGAAUCGACUAACGAUGUUGAAGUGGUGGACAAUGGUAUGGAUGUUGUACAGUAUUUUUCACCUAUUCAAGAUGAUACAUUCAAAUUGCUCUCAGGCCAUAAAGAAAGCGUCUUCUGUUUAGAUUUUGAUAGUACUGGUAAAUUUCUUGCAUCCGGUGGACAAGAUCAUAUUGCUAUAAUAUGGAAUGCAGAAACUGGUGAAAUUGAAUUUAUUUGUCAAGGUCAUGAUGAUUCUGUGAAUUGUGUUAGUUUCAGUCCAAAUGGUGAUUAUUUAUGUACUGGUGAUAUGGCUGGAAAUAUUCGUAUUUGGUUAAGACCAUUGAUAGAAGAGAAUUCAAAAGAAUGGAAAUUAUUAAGAACAGAAACUGUGAAUGAUUUAUUAUGGAUUAAAUGGUGGAUAUCACCUUCAAAUGCUGUACCAAAUAUGAACAAUAAACUGUCAAAGCCUGCUCUACUCUUAGCCGGUGAUGAACAUAGUCAUGUUAAUUACUGGGCUGUAAGUUCUAGCAUAUCAGACAAUCAGGGGAAGUGUAUAUCAAUGGCGUAUACGUUUGAUCUUGAUCAAGCUGCAUUAGAUGGAAUCAUUCUACCAAGUUCUGCAAAUACUAAAAAUCCAAAAUUAGCAGUACUUCAUCGAAAUGGUGAUUUACGUGUAUGGGAUAUAAAAACAAUAACAUUAAUUGGUUCUAUUAAAUUAUUCGAUAAAUAUUCUUCUUUAUCUAAUCAAUGCGGUCUACAUUUAGAAGUUUAUCAAAUGAUUUCAUUACAAUCAUUAAAAAAUCAAUCUGGUACAAAUGAGAACUUAAAUCAUGAUUUAUUAUUAAUUACUGGAAAUGGAUUUAUAUGUCCUAUUUCUGUUAAAUUUGAUGGUGAAUUACGGUUUAAAGUUUUAGAUAUCAUUAAAACAGGUGAUGAUGGAUCCGUUGAAGCAUUAAACUGUUCUUGGACACAUCCAUUGUUUGCUUUUGGCUCUAUUACUGGUGUACUUGGAAUUUGUGAUGCUCAUACUAUUCGUGUUCGUCAAAAAUGGACAUACAUAGAUGAAGAUGAUGCGCAACCUAUCGGUAUUACAUCAUUAUGUUGGAGUCGAUAUAAACCUAUAUUUUUCACAGCUACUACUAAAGGUUCCAUAGUUGCAUGGUGUGGUAUCACUGGAUUAACAGGAAAAUCCUCAUCUGGUUUAUUAACAGAAAAAAUUCCCUUAAAAAUAUGGUGGGGUCAUAAAGCAAUGAUUCUUUAUUUAACUCUACCACCAUUUUGUAAAUCUAUGGACAAUAAUGAUAAUAAUAAUAAUGAUAAAAUUGAACCAUUCUUGUGUACAGCAUCAGAUGAUACAACUAUUCGAUACUUUACUAUUGAUAUAUCAUCAUAAUUCUAUACUCUUUUUAUCUUUUGUUUCUUAUUUCCUUUUUAUUUCUGUUAUAAAGAAAUUUUGUUUGGAAAAGAAACUUAUACAUAUUUUGAUAUGGUAUUCAAUCUUCUUCUGAUCCGAUAUUUAUGAAAUUGACUUGUUCUAUAUCUGUUUUUGAUUGAGAUCGUGGAUGUGCACUGGUGAGGAGUCCGACAAUAGGACGAAACGGCCGUUCAGUGCUUUCGACGGUGGUCUUAAAUCAAUCGGUUCAUGAUCUCAAUCAAAAACAUAAUGAUCUCUACAACCCCCUAUACUAUAUCUGUUUGUCAUAAAUUCAUUGCUGUCAUGAGUUAUACUGAGAGUAAUACACCUUUGUGUAAAUAUAAUUUAUGUUACUCUCGAGAGGAGCAAUUUUA